Molecule: messenger RNA, 1026 nt
Organism: Alternaria burnsii
Lineage: Eukaryota; Fungi; Ascomycota; Dothideomycetes; Pleosporales; Pleosporaceae
Product: cell division gtp binding protein
Exons: 4
Coding region: 1-1026 (341 amino acids)
Biological process (GO): cytoskeleton-dependent cytokinesis
Cellular component (GO): septin ring; microtubule cytoskeleton; cell division site
Molecular function (GO): molecular adaptor activity; GTPase activity; GTP binding
Source: RefSeq, a predicted model, not a curated record
AUGGCUGCUCCAUACAACCAGAACCAGUCGCAGCCCAUCUUCCCGGACAGCUAUGUCGGUUUCGACAGCAUCACCAAGCAGAUUGAGAGGAAGUCGGUGAAGCGGGGUUUCCAGUUCAAUGUCAUCUGCGUUGGACAGACUGGUCUCGGCAAGUCGACGCUCAUCAACACCCUCUUCGCCUCGCACCUCAUGGACAGCAAGGGUCGCUUCCAGCCCGACGAGGAGGUCCGCAGCACCACCAACAUCCACCCCGUCUCACACAUCAUCGAGGAAAACGGCGUCCGUCUGCGCCUCAACAUUGUCGACACGCCCGGUUACGGUGACCUGAUCAACAACGAGCGCUGCUGGGACCCCAUUGUCAAGUACAUCAAGGACCAGCACAGCGCCUACCUCCGCAAGGAACUCACCGCCCAGCGUGAGAGGUACCUCCAGGACACACGCAUCCACUGCUGCCUGUUCUUCAUCCAGCCAUCUGGCCACGCCCUCAAGCCCAUUGACAUUGUCGUCCUCAAGAAGCUGAGCGAGUUUGUCAACGUCGUACCCGUCAUCGCCAAGAGCGACAGCUUGACCCUCGAGGAGCGUGCCGAGUUCAAGCACAGGAUAAAGGAGGAAUUCCAGUUCCACAACCUGCGCAUGUACCCCUACGACAAUGAGGAGGAUGACAACGAGGAAGUCCAGGCAAAGCAGGCCAUCAAGGAGCUCCUUCCCUUUGCCGUUGUCGGCUCCGAGAGGACCGUUGUUGUCAAUGGCAAGAACGUCCGUGGCCGCCAGAACAAGUGGGGUAUCAUUAACGUCGAGGACGAGAACCACUGCGAAUUCGUCUACCUCCGUAACUUCCUCACCCGCACCCACUUGCAAGACCUGAUCGAGACGACCGCACAAAUCCACUACGAGUCGUUCCGCGCCAAGCAGCUGCUUGCCCUCAAGGAGAGCUCUCACCAGGGUCACUCCUCGCGUCCCAUCUCACCCGCUGCCGACCGCGAGCUUAGCAGGAGCAGCCAGCGCAUGACCAUGAACGGGUACUAG